Messenger RNA from Penaeus monodon (black tiger shrimp), 1029 nucleotides. RefSeq lists its product as uncharacterized. NCBI's taxonomy places the organism in Eukaryota, Metazoa, Arthropoda, Malacostraca, Decapoda, Penaeidae. The record is from RefSeq and is a predicted model, not a curated record. The coding region runs from base 85 to 987 and encodes 300 amino acids. The transcript has 4 exons.
UACCAGCAUACGAGACCAUGCCAAGCCAUCCUAUCUGCCUUUCCAAAAUCCUCUACAACGAAACUAACUUCGCUAAGCGUCGCCAUGUCAGAUUACCCACCUCAAGAUGCCUUCUACGGCGCCGUCGGAGGCGCCGAUGAAUAUCUAAGUACCAAUUUAAUAUUUGGUACACAAAGCUCCAAUGUCUGUGAAGAUGAAGAGUACAUUGCCAACUUUGAUUUGGAUCUUCUGGCAGCCGAACUGUGGCCUGAGUCGAGCGUGGCAGGAGCAGCAUCCGACUCGGCGUCUUCUGAAGGCAUUUUCAGUGCCACAUCUCUCUGUUCGCAAGACGAGGAUUUCUUGGGUCUUGGUGCAGUUAACCCCAAUGAUUUGUGUAGCAGUGGGAUGCAACCGCCAUAUCCAUCGUCUCACACCACAGACGAAUAUGUUCCUUAUGAGUAUUGCGAGCAACAGGCUACUUCCUCUUAUUCUUAUCAGCCACAGUUGCACCUUUCUCAGUAUGACAACAAACUGGGAGAAUCUUUUCAGCAAAUGAAUAUUUCUCAGCCAUACGAUCAGCAUUCUGAGUAUGCUUAUCAUAAUGACCAAGAAAUGGGUGUAUAUCUGCAACCUCAUCAACAUUCGGGUAUUUCUCAUGACUGGGGCCAACAGUUUGAUGUCUUACAACACCAAGAGGGUGUAGCUACUGCUUGUGUGUCUAGUAGUGGCACUUCAAAGAAACGGAAAGGCUGUCGGCAUCGGCAUCAACGUCAGUUCCUCAGCAGCGCUGAGGAACGAGAUCAGCGGUCCCGGGUCCUCAACAACGAGGCUUCGGCCAUUUACCGAAGGAAGAUGCGCGAUCUCCACGACAAAGCUCGCACGGAGCUUGAUGGCCUUAAGCAGAGGAACCAGCAAUUGACACAGAGGUUCCGCCUCCUGCAGAAGUUCUGCUCCGGAUACAAGGCUCGCUUGGAGGCUCUCGGCGUUCCAGUGACGGGCAGCUUCUAAUAGGUACACUGACACCGAAUCCAUAAGGACUGUAUGACCAAG